AUGCAUUCUCCCACCUUUACCUACACAUCGACAAGCGAGAGUGCAAUUUGGGAGGCUGAUGAAAAUUCCAUUUUUCUUUCUCUUGGCCCUCCUGGCCCACAUAACCGCAAGAACCCGUUCUAUAUUCCCUAUUCAAACCACCAUGUGCCUCACCAAAUUCCUUCCAGCGUUGGGGGUACUGCAUCAGUAGCCCUUCACGUUGGUCCUCCAUCAGGACCCAGUUCUAGCAACCCUGAUGAAAUCGCUGUUCCUGUUGAAGGCCAAUACUGGAUUCCUUCUCCGGCGCAAAUCCUUGCCGGCCCAACACAGUUCUCAUGCACUGUCUGCAACAAAAAAUUCAACAGAUACAACAAUAUGCAGAUGCAUAUGUGGGCGCAUGGAUCACAAUACCGCAAGGGCCCAGAAUCUUUGAGAGGGUCGAAACCCACUUCUUCCAUUCUGAAACUGCCAUGCUAUUGUUGUACUGAGGGUUGCAAGAACAAUAUAGAGCAUCCAAGGUCAAAGCCAUUGAAAGAUUUCAGGACACUUCAGACUCAUUACAAGCGAAUGCACGGAGUCAAACCGUACUGGUGCCAAAAAUGUGGGAAAGCAUUUGCGGUCCGAGGGGAUUGGAAGACUCACGAGAAGAAUUGUGGGAAGCUCUGGUUUUGUAUUUGUGGUUCUAAUUUCAAACACAAGAGGUCACUUAAAGAUCAUGUUAAGGCAUUUGGAGAUGGCCAUGCUCCGCACUCUACGCGGGAGCUAUGCGAGGUUGAAGAAGAAGAAGAAGACGACGACGAUGACCACGGUACUGAAAAUGAAAACAGAGGUCAUGGAUCUGUUUUCUUUAAGUAA
Juglans regia (Persian walnut) is the source of this 834-nucleotide messenger RNA. Its product is annotated as zinc finger protein WIP6. Gene Ontology annotation, biological process: regulation of gene expression; anatomical structure development. Lineage: Eukaryota; Viridiplantae; Streptophyta; Magnoliopsida; Fagales; Juglandaceae. Gene Ontology annotation, cellular component: nucleus. The transcript is spliced from 2 exons. The coding region runs from base 1 to 834 and encodes 277 amino acids. The record is from RefSeq and is a predicted model, not a curated record. Gene Ontology annotation, molecular function: DNA-binding transcription factor activity.